GUCAAUGAUAAUCACAUUAAUAAUUACACUCCUUUGCCUUCUAAUACAAUUAAAUGCUCGAAUAAAUGAUGGAAUAUUUCCACAAGAAAUUACAAUUGAAGAAAAAUUUGAACAAAUUAAAUGGAAUAAAACAAAAAAUAUUUUUAUUUCAAAAAAUUCAAUAGAAAAUACCCAAAAAUGCCUUAAACGCCAUUUUUCUGCCGAUUCUUUUGUUUGUGUAUGCAACAGCAUUUACUGUGAUCAACCUGAGGAAAUUGGAAAAUUUACUGGAGAAAAUGCUUUUAUUUAUCAAACAGAUCCCAUAAAACAACGUUUAAAUAAAAAAGAAUUAAAAAUCAUUAAAAGAAAAAAUAAUGGAAUUAAAUUAGAAUUGGAGAAUACAGGUGAAAUCUAA
Meloidogyne enterolobii is the source of this 394-nucleotide messenger RNA. NCBI's taxonomy places the organism in Eukaryota, Metazoa, Nematoda, Chromadorea, Rhabditida, Meloidogynidae. The record is from the annotation of a GenBank genome assembly.